Molecule: messenger RNA, 1968 nt
Organism: Mycena citricolor
Lineage: Eukaryota; Fungi; Basidiomycota; Agaricomycetes; Agaricales; Mycenaceae
Source: the annotation of a GenBank genome assembly
GGAGAAUUGAGGGUGUGCGCGCGCUAUAUAUAUAUAUAUGGCAUAUCCCGUCCGGUGGGUUCUCCAUCCUUCGUUCUUCUUUCACUGCAUCCAGUUUCACUCUUGCUUGCUCUUUCGACCAACAUUACACAAUGCGUUCUUCGAUGCUAAUUGCUUUCCUGUCUGUCAUCUGCACCGUCUGUGCUGUUCCUGUCGUCCAAAGCGGCGAGGAUCGCGCUCCCAGCAAGAUCGAGUCCACCGCUCCCGCCUGGAUCCACCCAGUGGACAACAAGGUCCAAGACAGAGCCGUCCCUGAAUCCACGCCCCCGACGUGGGUCCAUCCGCGCGACGAGCCUGUUCCGGUAGAGCAAGUCGCCAACGCGCCGUCUAACAACGAACGCUAUUCGAUCGGACAGGAGUCGACGCCGCCGACGUGGGUCCACCCGCACGCGAUUCCGAACGCAGUCCAGGGCCGGGAAAUCGCGAAAUCGACCGCCCCGCCCUGGGUGCACGCGCCCGCCGAGGCUGAGGCCGAGGCCGAGUCCGAGCCAGCGGAAGCCAGCCCGGAUGCGAAGCCCACGGCUCCGACGUGGAAGCGCGUGCCCGCGGGCGCGGCGACGCACAGCGCGACUGGCGUGCCUGUGCCGCGUGCGACCGGUGCGCGGGGCGAUGCGCCCACCUGGCGGCUUGUCGACGACGAAGACGUCGACGCGUGAGAGGCGUGGCGUGAGUGGGGGUGUCCGCGAUAUUUAUCUCUUCAAUUCGUGAUUUAUUGUUUUCGUGUUUAUCUAUCGAAUUAGGUUGUCUAGUAUAUAUUAUCUAUGUAUUUAUCGUAGCGUAUCUGACCUGCACUCGCUGUUCUGUUUACGGCAGACUCAAUGCUGCGAUGAUCACUGUUACUGCACUGCACCCGCGCCUCGGACCCGGACCCGGAUCCGGCUCACACGAAUACCCGCGCAGCAGCGGCGUUUUUGCUGCUGCGGGGCAUGUGAAACUGCACUGUGCCUCUCCAACCCAGUGAUGGUCCAGUGACGUUGUCGGGGGCAGUAGCUUCUCGCCCCCCGUCGGUGUGCUCUGGCACAUGAUUCUAGAGCUGGAAAGGCAUCGGCGUACGUACCCAGCGCAAGGCAGUCCGUGGCAUCGCUCGCCCAGUUGAUAAGUACCGCCCCUCCGAAGAUCACCCGUGCGUGCUCGAGAUACAUUAUAUUGUGCACAUACAUCGAUGGGGGGGUAGCUCACAAAAGACCAGCGGUGUCACCCACGACGCCGUUGCGCCCACUUCUGUGUGUGCGCGCGCGGCUUCUCGACUCUGCAGCCGAAGCGUGCAGCAGCAGCAGCAGAGGGGGCGGCCGGGACCGGGUUUUCGCACGCAUGGACGCCGUUAAUAUAACGCAGAGAACACCACGGACACAUCGUGAUGAUCACGGACGAGAGGGGGGAACGCCGAACGGAACGCCGUGGGUUGUCGAGCGUUGACAGAUAGAUCUUCCCCGCGGCAUGUGCCCGUGGGGAGCGCGCCAGUUCUCGACAUGGUGGGGGGCAGGUGGGAGCCGCCACUGGCUCAACUCCAGGCACACGAGGUUCCGACUGGAUGCUUGCUCCAGCUGGACCCUACGCAGCGAUGGGAACUGCAGCCGGAGGAGGAGCAAGAGCCAGAGCCUGACUGACUGACUGACUGACAUCUGAGCGCGAGAAUCUGGAUCCCGAUAUCAGCCCGAAGGCACGGAAAUGAAUGCGAACGCGGAGAUUGUCCCGUGUGCCGAUGUGCGAAAAAUAACCGUCAGCGGACUCCCACCCGAAGGGGAAACUCCGUCAAGCGCCGGCGGCGCCACCUGAUGGAACCAGCAGCAGCACAGAGCGGGACGAAUGCACGCGGAGUAUCCUCCACCAGCGAGGACAUGCAAUGCCCGCUGCUGCUGCUGUUAACUGCUGCAACAGCUGUAAAGGCACCAACCGGCAGCGGGAUCCCGGCCGACCUGCGGCACAGCA